Molecule: messenger RNA, 4770 nt
Organism: Peromyscus californicus insignis
Lineage: Eukaryota; Metazoa; Chordata; Mammalia; Rodentia; Cricetidae
Gene: Ubxn2a
Product: UBX domain protein 2A
Exons: 7
Coding region: 219-995 (258 amino acids)
Biological process (GO): nuclear membrane reassembly; proteasome-mediated ubiquitin-dependent protein catabolic process; autophagosome assembly
Cellular component (GO): cytosol; nucleus
Molecular function (GO): ubiquitin binding
Source: RefSeq, a predicted model, not a curated record
CCCGCCACCCGGGCGCGCGCUCCCGGGGCGCGUCCGGCGGACGGGAGGGAGGCGGACCGUAUCUCCGCGCUGGUCCCUAAAGAGGGUGUCUCCGGGCGCCCCUGGCCUGAGCGGCUCCCGCCGGGCGGCGGCGGCGGCGGCGGCGGCGGCGACGCUUGCGGACCCUCAGGGACCGAGGACGAGGCCGCGGGACCGCGCCCCCGAGUAGCAGGAAGAGAAUGAAAGAAGUAGAUAGUCUUGACAGUAUAAAAGAAGACUGGGUUUGUGAAACAGGACCCCCUGACAAUCAGCCCCUCAAUGAUAAUCAACAAAGGAACUGUGACUAUUUUGUUGACAGCCUUUUUGAGGAAGCAGAGAAGGUUGGUGCCAAAUGCUUGUCCCCCACUGAACAGAAGAAACAGGUAGAUGUAAAUAUAAAAUUGUGGAAAAACGGAUUCACAGUCAAUGAUGACUUUAGAAGUUACUCUGAUGGUGCAAGUCAGCAGUUUCUGAACUCCAUCAAAAAGGGGGAAUUACCUUCAGAAUUACGGGGAAUUUUUGAUAAAGAAGAGGUGGAUGUUAAAGUUGAAGAUAAAAAAAAUGAAGUAUGUAUGUCUACAAAGCCCGUGUUCCAGCCCUUCUCGGGACAGGGUCACAGACUAGGAAGUGCUACACCAAAAAUCGUUUCUAAAGCAAAGAGUAUCGAAGUUGAAAAUAAAAGUGCCCUGUCUGCUGUUUCACUGAACAACUUGGAGCCCAUCACCAGGAUCCAGAUCUGGUUGGCCAACGGGGAAAGGACUGUCCAAAGAUUUAAUGUUUCUCAUAGGGUGAGCCACAUCAAAGACUUCAUUGAAAAAUACCAAGGAUCUCAGAGAAGCCCCCCCUUUGCCCUGGCAACGGCUCUUCCUUUUCUCAGACUUCUGGAUGAGACGCUGACAUUGGAAGAAGCAGAUUUACAGAAUGCUGUAAUCAUUCAGAGACUCCAGCAAACCGCGGAGCCUUUUAGAAAACUCUGAUAGUUUUGAGUUUUGAGAGACUGAGAGAAGUGAUGGUUGGAAGUGGACAUGCAGAAGUGGGAGACAGAAGUCAGUUUGCCUGAGCUUGUGGUUUGAGUGCUACUUAAUUCCUUAGGAGGGUGUUUAAAUAAUCACAAGUUAGGAGAGCAAUGUAUGACUGGAAACCACAGUUAAUGCACUUUUCUCAAAGGCCACUCAGAAAAAAAUGUGUGUCUUCAAAUAGUAGUUAACCAACAUGAUAUAUUAAAUAGCUACAUAAUUAAUCUUCAUGUGGUCUAAAUUAGCAGAGUAUUAGCAUUGAAACAUUACUUCCAAGUAGCAGAUAUUAAUAUGUUAGCUCUCUCAGUUUUUAAAUAGCAAUACAUUAAAUAUUGUACAUGACAUGUUAAAAGCAUCAAUGUUAUCAUUGUAUUGCCUAUACCCAACCCUCACAGCUUCUCAGUUUUCACUCUGUGAUGGCAAGAGAUAUUCAAGUAUUAAUUUAGCAAGAGUAUCUAAGAUGUAUAAUCUUUUAGGAAUAAAAUUGUGUAGCUUAGUACAAUGUUAGUAUUAAUGUGCCUACACACUUUUCUAUACCUUCUAUAUGUAAUUUUAUGGGCUGAGGUAGAUGGGUUCAAUGGUAGAGUGUUUGCCAAGCAUAUAUGAGACCCCAGGUUCAAUCAAUCCCCAGCAAAUUAAAAAAAAAAACAAAAAAACAAAAAAAACCUUUUAAAUAUGAAAUGUAAAAGCAUUCACAAAAAUUCUCCAAGAACCACAGUUGAUUCUCUUCCUACUUUCUUCCCAAAAACUAGGAAUUAAUUUUUAGCUAACAUUUGUAAUUAGCCAUUCAUUUGCACCACUCAACUAAAAUCUACUUUAUCAUAUUACAGAUUUGUGAAUGUUUCUUCAGUUCACAAAAAGUACACAUUUUCUACUUCAUAUCACAGUAAACCUGUAUAGACAUUCUAGGAAACAUGCUUAGUGUAUUAUACUUUUAACUGAAAACCAAUUAUGUUUCAAUUUUCAGAUUAAAUCCCCGUGUUUGGAAAUAAGUUAAAUGAACUAUUUUGCAUAUGAUCUAUUGAAUUAAACUUUAAGUAAUUAAAAUAUAAAUAAAAAUUAAUAAAAACAAAAGUGAAGUAUAUAUUAUAGCAAGGAUUAAGUGGCCCAUACCAGCAACAGUAUCCAUAGGGUGCUGGAUGUAUGCUAUAAACCUUUUAUGUGAGUGAACUAUUUUGCAAAUGGUCUAUUGAAUUAAACCUUAAGUAAUUAAAAUACAAAUAAAAAUUAAUAAAAACAAAGGUAUACAUUGUAGCAAGGAUUAAGUGGCCUAUACCAGCAACAGUAUCCAUAGGGUGCUGGAUGUAUGCUAUAAACCUUUUAUGUGAGUUAUAUGUAUAAUAGUAUUAAAAACUCAAAGUUUGGCCAGGUGAUGGUGCAUACCUUUAGUCCCAGCACUCUGGAGGCAGACACUGGCAGAUCUGAGUUCGAGGCCAGCCUGGUCUACAGAGUGAGUUCCAGGACAGCCAGGGCUAUAUAGAGAAACCCUGUGGGGUGUGGGGGGGGGAACCUCAAAGUUUUCAGAUAUUUAUUCCUUUAAAAAUAAUAACUUCCAAGCUGCCCACAGUGGUGCAUGCCCUGUAGCUGUCACUCACACCCUCACAGCAAACUGAGAGGGGAGGGUCACUUGAGCCCAGGAAUUCAGAUCGGCCUAAGUAACACAGCAAAGUCCUGUCUCUAUAAUAACAACUUUCAAUCCUGGAGGGGUGGCUCAGCAGUUCAGAGCACUGGCUGCAUUUGCUGUGGACCCAGGUUCAAUUCCCAGCACCCACACGGCAACUCACAAUCACCUGUAACUCCUGAUUCAAGGCAUCCAGCUCCCUCUCCUGACCUCUGUGGGUACUGCACUCAAGUGAUACAAGGCAGGAAAAGCACAUAUACACGUUAAUUUUUAAAAAGAUUUAAAUAAAUAAUAAUUUCCAAAGCAUGAAAAGAUUUCUUAAGAAAGGUGACAUUGUAUUUUUUCCCAAAAGUUUGUCUGACAAUGAAUAUAAAUGAUUCUCACCUGUUCCUGUAUUCACUAUGUUGUAGUAUCACUCACUUUAUAGCCUCUAGAAGACAGCCCUUUUCAUUGGUGAGAGUGAAAAAGAAACGUAACACUACGUGACUAGGAAAGACAUCCUGACAGAGGGUCAUUUGGGAGUCCUUUCCAAAGGGCCAAUACCUGGCCAAACAUGGUAGCCCACAUCUGUGAUCAUAGCACUUGGGAGGCUGAGGCAGAAGGAUUACCAUGAGGUCAAGGGCAGCUUGGGCUGCAGAAUGAGACUGUCUUAAAUAAACAAAGUCCAUUGCUGCCACCUUCCACAGACAUGAUUCACUGUGUCUGACAUGGUGCCAGCUCCAUCUGGAAUCUCGAGUGAUUCGUAGGUAGUUAGUAUAACGAUGCAGGAGUUCUGUGCUAGGCCUGAGUCCUGUGGAAAUCCACCCUGUGUGCUUCAGCACAGACAGUGAACCACUCCGCUGAAAUGCAGCUUCUGCACCUCACUUAGCUAAAUUUACUCAGGCUGUUCUCUUUAAGCUGAACCAUUCAUGAUGUAACCUGUGCCUUGCCUCCCAGCCACAGAUGAGGCAGGACUGGAAAGUGUGAAUGAGGUUUUAACUAAGGCUCAGGAAUGCCAAGAGGGAACCCGUGUGCAUAACUGGAUGUCCUGGAUCAGCCCUUUCUUUUGUAGUCCUAUUUUAAAGACGCUCUCUUCCCUAGCUCCAGCCUUCCACAUGCCACACCCUGUUUUUUAGGUGGGCGGUGUGGAAUAGAGGAUGAAGGAGAGCAUUUUCAUUUCGCCCUUAACCUAGGAAUUCAGCAGGUACCUAAUAGAAAACUAUUUAUUGUCAAUAAUGUUUACAUAGCAAUAUCAGAGCCCUCUUUAGCAAAUAGAAAUAAUUACGUUCUUAACAAAAAAAAGAGGAUAGUAAAAUCGAUAAUUUUAUCUUUCAAAUAUAGACAAAACCUUCUGAUUGUUAAUAUAGUCAGGAAUCUCUAAGGAAAUGUUUCAUAUAGGUCUAUCAUGAAACCUUUCUAUAUGCAUAGUUGUAAUUUAUGAAAGGCCUCUCACAAGAAUGUUUCUCAUGUAUCUACCAAAAAAGUAAAAAAAAGCCUCCUUUGUGGAUUUUCCAGUUCCUCAUUAACCAGAAGCUACAGGGGGUUUCUUGUGUAUCUUGUAGAGUACAUGCCAGUGGGAGGUUCCAAUAGGAAGAACAGUCAUCAGCAAUAACUUGUGUUUUUUUAAACUGUGAAAAUGUUAGUGUAAAGCAUGUUCUUGAUGAUAAUCAUCUGAUAAAGCUGUUUACUUGAAAAUUCAGAAGUUGUGAAGCUGCUAGACUCCUUACUACAGGUUGACUUUGGAAGCAUAAAUGGCCAAGGGAAGCAAAACCUGAAAUGAAUGAACAUCUUAGGCAUGGAAUGCAAUCUGACCCAAGUCAUUGCUUCAAAUCUGUCACUAGUCCUUUAUCUUGUGGAUAAGAUGGACAUACAGAAGUACAUGUCUGAUUUACACAUCCGAAUCUGCUAGCUAGAUUACUAUGCAUUCAAAGCUAAAAUAAUCUUACUUUAUCAGUCAGUGUGCGUCAUGAUGUUUCCAUACAUUGACAAUGCAGUAUGUGUGUAUUUAUUUUAGUGCCUUAAUAUAUUUUUGAUGUGGUAUUUUGCUAAUGGUUAAACGAACUGUUCUCUUAAAACACUGUUCAUUGAAAGGGUUUGUUAAAUGAUUUACACUUGUUAUAAAAUAGUACAUGUGAA